Andrographis paniculata is the source of this 1583-nucleotide messenger RNA. Its product is annotated as CBS domain-containing protein CBSX5-like. The coding region runs from base 177 to 1346 and encodes 389 amino acids. The transcript has 2 exons. The record is from RefSeq and is a predicted model, not a curated record. NCBI's taxonomy places the organism in Eukaryota, Viridiplantae, Streptophyta, Magnoliopsida, Lamiales, Acanthaceae.
CAGCCCGAUCAUUUUAUUGCUAGCUGUUCUGCAGCACAUUUUCUUCUCUUUGGGACUCUGAGGCUUCGUUCUCUACAUUCGAGUACAAUCGGCGGGGGUUUUUGGAUCUGUUGCUCUUUUAACGUGUUGUACUGCUGUGUUGCGGCCGGAUUUCUUCCUGUAGUUGAGGUUAUUGUAUGGCAGUGAGAUUACUGUAUGGUGAAAUAUCAGAUUUGUGUGUAGGGAAGCCGAAAUUGGGCUGGAUCUCGGCGAGCGCCUCCAUUUCUGAAGCCUUGUCGGCUUUGAAGGCGUCUGGAGAUACUCAAUUGAGCGUAUGGGAAUGUACCGGUGAGAGCGCCAAUGGUCGUUGGAUUUGCGUAGGCAAAUUUAGUGUUGCGGAUGUGAUUCUGUAUCUUUGCAGAGAGAUAAAUUUGGCCGAUCCUUUCAAGGCUUUUGAGGCUCCUGUUUCUGAUAUUUUGCCUAAAGCCGAGUUUCCUAUCGUCAGGCAUUUAGAAGCUGAUUCCAGCUUGUUGGAGGCAAUAGAAUGCAUACUCGAGGGCACUCAAAACUUGGUGAUCCCAAUCACAAACCACCGGACAACCGAUGCAAGAAAGAAAUCUUUCAUCAGGAAAAAGGUUUUGAAAUGCGACUGCCUCAACCGCCAUCUACAUUGUUGUUGGUUAACACAAGAGGAUAUGGUGCGCUACCUCCUCAAUUCCAUUGGAGUCUUCUCUCCAAUCCCCACUUUAACCGUAGAGUCCCUUGACGCCAUUGAUUCUGAUAUUAUCACCCUGCCUUACUACAAAGCUGCAUCCUCAGCAUUGGCCCAGUUCUCCCGUGCCCUCGCCCAACAGAAGCCUAUUGCAGUAGUAGACGACGAGAAUCGAUUGAUAGGCGAAAUCUCACCUGUAGCACUGGCUCGCUGCAACAUAACGACAGCAGCUGCCAUUAUGACUCUCUCUGUGGCGGAUCUCAUGGCUUACAUAGAAUACAGCGAACCACCGGAGGAUUUGGUCCAGCUAAUUAAGAUGAGGCUAGAGGGGAAGAAUUUAGUGGGAAUGAUGGAACUAAUGGAUGAGUUUUUCCAUACUUCAAAAGCGCCUUCUUCGUACUCUCCUUGUUCUUCAGACGACGAGUCACUGUCCAGCUCCAUUGACAUAUCAAAGAACGGUGGUUGGGGACGACACUCUUCAACAACAAGAUGGGAGGUUGUUGUAUGCGGCCCCGGAAGCUCACUGGUUGCUGUGAUGUUCCAGGCACUUGCAAACCAAGUACCCUGUGUGUGGGUUGUGGAAGAAGAUCAAACCUUGGUUGGGGCUGUCACACUUGCAGGAAUCCUCGAAGCCCUCAGCAAUGUUGCUCCAUGAUUGCUGCUCUGACAAUGAAUCAAAAGUCUUUAAUUUGUUCAAGCACAGCAGUGCAGCCCAGGUUAGUUUGCUCCUCAAUGCUAAUCUUGCAAAGUUAUUGCUUGUUCAUAAAGAACUUAAAUGUUAAUGCAAUUUUCCUUCCAUAGUCUAUUUUAAGAAAUAAUUUAUGUGUACCAUAGUAUUUGGAUGUCAACUGUGUAAGAGCUUUUGCUAUAUGAAUAUAUUUAUUUUUUGCUA